Alligator mississippiensis (American alligator) is the source of this 9991-nucleotide messenger RNA. RefSeq names its product TRIO and F-actin binding protein (gene TRIOBP). The record is from RefSeq and is a predicted model, not a curated record. Gene Ontology annotation, molecular function: actin filament binding. Gene Ontology annotation, cellular component: actin cytoskeleton. Bases 288 to 4472 code for a protein of 1394 amino acids. The transcript is spliced from 23 exons. Gene Ontology annotation, biological process: positive regulation of substrate adhesion-dependent cell spreading; actin filament organization. Lineage: Eukaryota; Metazoa; Chordata; Crocodylia; Alligatoridae.
AAGGUAGCGGUGUAUGAGUUGAAGCUGGAGCUUGAGCUACUGGUGCAAGGUAACAGCUACCCAAGGAAGGAGAGAGAACACACUAAUGAUAAGCGUUCUGCUAGUGACAACUGAGGUGAUGCAGUUUCCUUUUCUGAAAGAACCCCAGAUUGGAGCCCUCCUUGCAUGUCAAUGCUGACAUACAGAUGAAUUCUUCAGAAAAUCCAAGAUUCAGGCAUUCUCCUUUGGAGACAUCAACCUCCGGAGUACAGCACACCUAAGGAAGCUUCCUGCCCCUGUCGUGGGAUAUGGCAGAGUCAGUAGAUAAUGCUCUUUGUGAGAAGUUUGAGGCCAAUGCAUUCGCUAAACACCGCUGCCAGAACUGUUAUCAAGCUGCUGGUGUUCACCAGCACAAUAACCAGGCACCAGAGGAACAUGCAGUGGAGGCUCCUCACUGUGAUGCGGAAAGUGGGCCAGACCCCGGUGGACCCUGGGAUCCUUUGUGCAUCUUAGCACCCCGCUGUGAGCUCUACGUAUGUGCAAGGUCUGAGAGCAGGACCAAGAGCUGGCGGGAGAGCCUGGCAUAUACCCAGUUCAGCACCAAGACUGAAGAUGGCCCCAGAGAGACCAGCACCAGUAUCAACACUGAUGCCAACACCAGUACUGGACCUGACACCACACUCUCCAGGGACUGGGAGAUGACUAGGCUGCUGGAUGGCAUUUUGGAAUCAGACAAACCAGACAUGAUCUUCACAGGCCACCUGAAAGCAAUACGGGAAGCAGCCCUGCAGGCAGAGAGACCCAGGUGGGGACAGACCUCUCCAUCUGGCCCCUGGGUGCGAGUAGACUCCCAGAGCUCUGUGAAAGGAGUCGACCCUUUGAAAGCAGAGUCUCAUCCCAUGAGCCAGACUUCUGGGAGUAGUUGGCCAAAGCACCGGAUAGAGAAUGGUUAUUUCUCCCUGGAGCGCCGAAAAUCUGAACCCAGUCAGCCUGCCUCCCCUCCCUGUGCCAGCCACAGCCCCUUUCCCUCACGCAGCGACUCAUUUGGGGCUGGCAGGCGUCGCACUUCCUCUGCCAGCUCCCUGAACUCUGAGACGAGCUGGCGCACGAGUGGCGGUGGUGAGGGGCGACAUGGGCUAGAGAGGCAGGAGUACACUGUGCUGGCUGACCUGCCGAAGCCCAAGCGGAUCAGCCACAAGGAGGCAUUUGACCGGGGACGCAGAAGCUCCCGCACUCGAAGCCCAGGUCGGGAUGAGGUGGAAUGGCUCUUCGGAUCUGAGCGCAGGAAGACUGAGACCCUGGAGGCAUUCCAGGCCUUGGAAGAAGGCCGUGUGGACCAUCUGGAUGGCAAGCCCCCACAGCUGGCCAAGGGAGGCCGAUUAAUCAGAAGGCAGUCCAGCCCCACCUUGGCCAGAGAAGGGAGCAAGAGACUCCCAGGGCAGCUGGAACAGCAGGGCCGAGGCCAACGGGAAUCCUUGCACUCAGCGAACCCAGCUCAAGGAUCGGGCAGAGACAACAGGAGCCGACAGGACUCUUUGCGCUCACUGAGUCCAGCUCAGGGACGGGACAGGAACUGGGGGAAGCAGGGAGACCCUGGGGGUUCAGUCAUUCAACCAGACAGAGACUGGAGGAGUCGAGCAAAACCUGUAUGCCCCAUGAACAUGGACAGAGAACGAGUGCUCUUCCAAGUAUUGAACCCAGGGAAGCACAUGGACAGCCAUGGAAAAAGUCGAGGGGGCUCCCUGCACCCCACAAAACCCAUUAAGACCUUGGAUGCCAGCUGGACUGGCCAAGGGGGGCACCCACGUUCUCAGAGUCCUGGGAGGCACAUGGAGAGCACCUGGAAAAGCCAAAAGCCAGUCCACACUGCAAAUCCAGCGCUGAGCCCAGAGAGAAAGGGAACAAGCCCAGGAGCUUCCCUGAACCCUCUAAGCACUGGGAAGCAAAGAGAGAGCAACUGCCGAAGCUUGCUGGAGAAAACACCCCCUGCAAGCCCAGAGACAGGCACAGACAAUGACCGGAAAGGCCGGGGCAAGCCCCUGCGCCCCAUGAGUCCAACUCACCUACCACAGAAAAGCUGGAAGAGCAGAGGAGAGACCCCGCCCCAUGUGAGCCAAGCUCGAAGGCCAGCAAACGACUGGCAGAGUCCUGAGAAGCCCUUGUGCCAUGUGAAUGUGAUGCAAAGGGACUGGAGAAGCCCAGGUGAGCACCUGCACGCAGGGAAGCAACCAAAGAGUAACUGGAAAAGCCCUGUGGGUCCUGUGCAGCAGUCUGAGAAUGCCUGGAAGAGUCCUGUGGCAUCCCCACCUUCCAAGAGUCAAAGACCAGCAAGUCCAGUACAACAGUCAGAGAAUAACUGGAGGAAUCCUGGGGGGUCACCGCCUCCCAGGAGCCAAAGACCUGUGAGUCCAGUGCAACGGUCAGAGAAUGACUGGAGGAGUCCUGUGGGAUCCCCAUCUUCCAGGAGUCAAAGACCAGUGAGUCCAGUGCAGCGGUCAGGGAAUGAAUGGAAGAGUCCUGAGUGGUCCCCACCCUCCAGGAACCCAGAGAAGCAAUGGGGGAAUGAGUGGGAAGCCAAAGGCAACUUCUUGCAUCAAUCCCAGCUGGGUAGAGGCACAAUGCAACUCCUCAGCAGUGCCAGGCCACCUUCCCCAGGGAGCCAAGACCUUUAUCUGGAUGCCAGUGAGAAAUACAAGCCGGAUCUCCUCAAUUUCAAGAAAGGAUGGAUGUCCAUACUGGAUGGGCCAGGAGAGUGGAAGAAGCACUGGUUUGUGCUGACGGACUCAAGCCUGAGAUAUUACAGGGACUCCAGUGCUGAAGAGGCUGAUGAGCUGGAUGGUGAGAUUGACUUGCGCUCCUGCACAGAUGUGACAGAAUAUGCAGUGCAACGCAACUAUGGCUUCCAGAUACAUAUGAAAGAUGCUGUCUUCACUCUAUCAGCAAUGACCUCGGGAAUCCGGAGGAAUUGGAUUGAGGCAUUGAGGAAGAACGUGCGUCCUGCCAGUGCUCCAGAUGUCACCAAGCUGUCUGACUGCAACAAGGAAAACUCCUUCCGUAGUUAUGUACCCCAAAAGAGCUCCCUCCGUUCGGAGGAACAGCGUUCAGGCACGGGGUCAGAGGUUAUCUCCAAGGGCAGUUACCGGAAAGCAGACGGGCAGCGCCAGGCUUUCGACUAUGUGGAGCUGUCCCCCCUGCAGCAGGGCCCCUUGAACCAAGGGUCCCCACAGCGGACGAGAGGGAGUUUGAGGGUCUUUGACAGAACAUUCAAGCAUGAGGAGCUGGAACGAGACCUGGCCGUCCGCUCGGAGGAGAGGCGGAAGUGGUUCGAGGCUCCUGACAGUGGAGUCCUGCAGACUGAUGGCCCAGCUCGGGAUCUCUUCCACAAGGGGUGUGAGAAGGAGCUUAUGGGCCAGUCCCUGUCCGAGGAGCAGCGCAGUAGGCUGAAGGAAGAGAUUGAGAAGAAGUGGCUGGAGCUGGAAUGCUUGCCCCUGAGGGAGUCGAAGAGAGUCCCCCUGACAGCACUGCUGAACCAGAGCAGAGAGGGCCACGGGGACACCAGUGAAGCAUUGGAGAAGGAGGUUCAGUCCCUGAGGGCACAGCUGGAAUCCUGUCGUGUUGGUGGUGAGAGCCUUCGUGACACUGCAAAGCCUCAUGGAGAUGGCAGUGUGCCUCAAGGCUACAUCUCCCAGGAGGCCUGUGAGCGCAGCUUGGCAGAGAUGGAGUCUUCCCACCAGCAGGUCAUGGCAGAGCUGCAGCGGCAUCACCAGCGGGAGCUGGAGCGGCUGCAACAGGAGAAGGAGAGGCUCCUGGCUGAGGAGGCGGCAGCUACAGCUGCAGCCAUUGAAGCAUUGAAGAAGGCCCACCAGGAGGAGCUGAAUAAAGAGCUGGGCAGGACGCGCAGCUUCCAGGAUGGUGGGUCCAGCUCUGACGCCCUUCAGAGGCAACACCAGUUGGACCUGGCUUCUCUGAAGCGGGAGCUGCAGGUUCUUUCUGAGCAAUACUCCCAGAAGUGCCUGGAAAUAGGGAACCUCACAGAAAAGGCAGAAGAGCGGGAGCAGAUGCUGCAGUGCUGUCAGCAGGAGGGGAAGGAACUCCUCCGGCAGAACCAGGCAAGAGAUUUUUCCCUGGAGGAUCUGCAAGCACGCCUGUCGGAGGAGAUUGGGAGGCUACGGACCUCCAUCGCUUCUCAUGGUUCUGGGGAUGGGGCCUUGCACAAUAAUGAGAGGAGCUCCUGCGAGCUAGAGGUGCUGCUUCGAGUGAGAGAAAAUGAGCUCCAGUAUCUGAAGAAAGAGAUUCAGUGUCUUCGGGAGGAGCUGCAGAUGAUGCAGAAGGAUAAGAGGUUUGCCUCGGGGAAAUACCAGGAUGUCUACAUGGAGCUGAAUCACAUCAAAGUGCGCUCAGAGCGGGAAAUCGAGCAGCUGAAGGAGCAUCUGCGCCUGGCCAUGGCGGCUUUGCAGGAGAAGGAGACGCUGUGUAACAGCAUUGCUGAAUAGAGGUCUGUUUUAUUCUGCUCCUCACUUGUUGGGAAGUGGUGGCUGCAUCCCAUCCAUUCACACAACCUUCCCAGAACCCAUCUCCUCGUGCCUUCCAAUGAAUCCCUGUCCCAUGUGCCUGCGUAACUGAGCACGCCAUUUGGACUGGCUCCAACAUGCACCUUCUUCAGGAUUUUAUAUGUGAAAAGAUAUUUUAUAGAGUUUUUUGGGGGGUUUUUGGAAGGGGAGGGGAACAUUUUAAGCUACUAUAUCUUUUAGCCAGCAGCUGAAGACAGACUUUGUAUUCCCUGCUGCCCCUUCUGGCCACGAGUGCACACAGGCUCUAGAGUGGCUGUCUUGUAGCACUCUCCUUCUUCUUCAAAUGUUUGUGUGAGCCCACUUGGAUGUGCUAGAAUGACUGACUGUGGCCCACAGCAGCCUGUGCAAGAGACAAACUAACCAUAGCAGGGCAAGCAAUGGCUCCAUCUGCCCUGGGCACAUCCAUGGGGAGAUGGUGGUGAGAGACCAUGUGAUCAAGUCUAUCGGUGACUAUCCUCCAACUCAGAGUACUGCACUAAAGGCAGGUUCCUGCAGGAGUAGGCCAGCUGUCUGUCUCGCUGUGAGGCUAGUGCCUACCGCAGUGUGGGACAAGCCUGCCUUCUGCCAGCACACCCCUGGGGAGUAGUGGAGACUUUCCAUGAGCCGCUGCUGCCUCUGCCAGAGCCAAACAACAAAGGCAGCUGCUGCUCCGCUGCACAGCUCAUAGUUUAACUUAAUAAAAAUAUUCCGAUAUUGCAGGGGAUCUUGUAUGACUGUUGCGUUGGCCUCAGAGUCACUGAUGGUGUCAAGUCAGGCUUGUCCUUUACACAGCAUCUUUGAACCUUCACGUUGGAGGAUGGCUCCUUGCUUUAUCGAAUCAGCAGUGUCCAGCAAGGGCUGCCAAUUGUGCCUAGAGACUUCGAUAUAAGAACUGAGAUUCUGGGUCAGACCAAAGGUCUGUCCAACCCUGUAUAUCUUGUCUCUAAUAGUGGCCAGUAGCAGAUGCUUUCUAGAGUAGUGGCAUCAACAUAAUGCUUGUGGGCCAGCUCUGGCCCCUGGAGGUGUCAUCUAGCUUGUAAGGCUUCUCAGUGGCUGAACCACUUUGUUCCAUGGAUUUGGCCUACAGGGUUUGUUGCCAUAGCUUCAGUAUUAAUCACUGCUACUUUAGUGUGGCUUCAGAAACCAGGGAGUUAAUUCCACUUGCCUUUCCCUCUUGGGGUUUGUAGGUACCCCUGGCAGGGAGGUUUGGGGGACAAGCGGCAGCAGCAACAUCAUUCACUCCCUGGGUUCUGGAGAUGUGCCAAAACAGGGGCUCUGGCAGCAGUGGGGACUUAUGCCACCACCAUUCAUGUGUUGUCCGGUUUGAAGGGCCCAAUGACCCUUUGGUUAGACACCCCUGCUUCAGAGAGAGCAUCAUGAACAGCUUGCCUAAAGUGUUCCAUCACCUGUCGGACUCCCCCAGUCUCCAGCAAAGGGUUACAUUCCUGACUUUUAUGGUUAAUAGCCCCUGAUGGAUCUAGUCUGUACCCAGUUAUUUAAUCCCCUUUUGAACCUUGUUAGACUUUUGGCCUCCACAACAUCCUGUGGCAGUGAAGCUCUGCAUAUUCAUGAUGCACUGUGCUUUAAAAGGAAAAAAAAGGACUUCUUUUUGGUUUGUUUUAAACCUGCUGUCUGAUAAUGUCACUCCUCCCCGUAGUUCUUUUAUUAUAGUAGAUGUAAUGAAUAAUACUGCCCUAUUCACUUUUUCCAGACCAUGAUUUUUAUAGCUCUGUCAUAUCCCACUCAAAUUUUUUCAAAGCUGAAGACUCCUAGUCUUUUCUGUCUCUCUUUAUAUAGCAGCUGUUCCAUAGCCCUGAUCAGUUUGUUGCCAUUCUCUGUACCUGUUCUAGUUAUGUUGCAUCCUUGUUGAAAUGGGGUGACCAGAACUGCACACAGCAUUAAAGAUGGGGUGCUUCAUGGAAUUAUAUUUUCAUAGAUUUCAUAGACAUUCGGGCUAGAAGGCUGGAGGAUCAUUGAGUCCAGCCCCCUACCCCAGGGGCAGGAAGUCAGCAGGGAUCAUAGGAUCCCAGCAAGAUAAGCAUCCAAAUGUGUCUUGAAGGCAUUCAAAGUGGGUGUUUGAACUGCCUCUGGCAGCAGUCUAUUCCAAACCUUGGGGGCUCGGACAGUAAAGAAGUUCUUCCUUAUGUCCAGCCUGAAUUGGUCAUGGAGGAGUUUGUGACCAUUCAACCUUGCCAUCCUGGGGGGGGGGCGCUCUAAUGAACAGAUGUUCCCCCAGAUGCUUUGUUUCCUCCUUUGAUUCCUAACAUUUUAUUUGCCUUUUUAACCAUUACUCUACAUUUGAUCUGAAAACAGUCCACAAUGAUUCCAGGAUCUCUCCUGAAUGAUAAUGGUUAAUUUGGAGCCAUCAUUGAGUGUGUGAACUUUUUCCAACAUACUUUACUUCAGACUUCUCAGUGUUGAUUUUCCUCUGUUGUUCCUGCCUCUGUGUCAGUUCUAUGAGAUAUCCCUGUAACGUCGCCACCACCAGCUUCGGAUUUGAUUACCCGAAAUCAUUUGAUAUCAUCUCCAAACGUCACCGUUUACUCCUUUUUCCCUUUCUAGUAUAUCUCAAUCUGGCAUGUGGUGACUUGAUUGCAAGCCUUCUGCAAGUGCUGGGGAAAUGUGUGUGUGUGUGUGUGUGUGUGUGUUGGCUCACUUCCCUGUCCAAGUCUGCUUCUCUUCACCUGCUUUCUCCCCUACCCUCACCCUAAUUUUUGCUUUUGAAGUAUCAGACAGAUAAGAAGUACUGUGCACUUGAUGUCAUCCCUAAGUGUUAAUAGAGUUGGACGCAGCCCCUGGAGGCAGCUGCAAGGACAAAACCUUCAAGAGUGGGCCUUGGAAAACAACUGUCUAUGCCCUGCCUUCAGGAAACGCUGGAAAAAGUAGCACUUCUCCAGAUUCCAGCAAGAAAUUCCUCUCCCUUUCCUGAGCUGUUGCUGGAGGUGCCUUUGUCCCAGAACCAUGUACCUAGUGGAUGCUUUGAGAGGGAUCUGUAGGCAGGUGAGCACUGUCAUCACUUCCAGAACAUAGGUGGGUGUUUCAUUUGCUGUCAGGACUGUCUUACAACUGUAGCUGUCUCCUGGCAUGGGAAGGAUAUUCCUAGUGCUUGCCUGGGAGUUGAGCCCUGGGGUGAUACCUUCAGCUCAGCUGUUUCAGGGCUGCUACUCUGACAGUUGGAGCACAAUCACUCAUGACCUGCUGAAACAUUAGUGGUCAGAAGAAGGAGAGAGUAGUUGGGUUAUAGGACUGGGGAGGCAGUCAACAGAACAAACCAGAACUAUGCAAUGCAGAACUCUCCCUGCUUGAUGAUCCCAGAUCAUUCUGAUUUGUGUCUGGAAAGCUGACUGGUAGAUCUGACUUGGGAUGGAUAAGACACACUGUUCUUGCUACUCUGUCUUGUUCCAAUCCUGCAUCAACCAGCCUACAGAUACUUGAGUGUUUGUUCUGAAAAAAAUAAAAUAAGGCUACUGAAACGAUGGUGGCCUCAAGCUGGGUAAUGCAGUACUAGGAUUGGCUCAUGUGCAGUGCCAAACUACGGUGACAAGCUACUGCGAUGUGGGAACCUGGUGGAGCUGAAAGCAAUGAAACCUGGUGACCAUUUUAGUGUAGCCAUAGCACAUGUGCAGAGCUUAUUAACACCAGAUGCCCUUUUAGGGUGAAGACACCUACAAUUACAUUUCCAGAGUAUUCUACCAUUGCUAAGAUAAUAUGUACAUGCACUCAUGCAUGCACAGAGAACCAUAAUGCAGAGCAACUUGGAGAGAGAAAGGCAGCUGAUUUUGGGUGUGUGCGCAAAGAGGGAAGUUUGCGCACACAAUCAGUUGAACUAGUUACAAAUAACGUCUGGAACCCCUGUGAUUCCUGGACCAUUAUGAGAUUGACUGGUACCUUAGGUUAAGCUUGGAGUAGACUGUAGUUCAGUGCAACUAAGUAAAAGACUUUCUUUAGAGUCAGAAGAUGCCUGAUUGGCCAAUAGCAAGUGAUGCAAAAGGAAGGCUGCUGAGUUCAACCCUCUUCCUCCCUUGGAGGGCUUUACAGAUAAGUCUGGAUUCUGCCUAUUCUUAUACCCUUGUUUAGAUAAGAAUAGGUCUUGUUGACAUUUGGUCUUGCUCUGCUACCUCUCAGGAAACAAUUGUGGUUUUGGAAGCAAAUAUCUAAGGCACCUCUCCUGCUGCAGGGUGGUCUCCUGUGGCUGACUUAUUGCUCUCACAUCUACAGCAGUCUCCCUGUUCAUUUAGCUAGUACUAACUUCAGGCUCCUUAAUGAGAAGGGAGAUGGUAGAAUGACUGUUUUUUUUCUGUUCCCAGAAACACCCUUGUCCUGUCCAAACUUUCUUGCUACAGCCAAGUCUCUGGACUCUUUCUUGUACUCAUGUGAUACCCUUUUUUCAUGCCGUUCAAAUCUAAUGGGUAAAUUCAGGAUACUGAUCAGCGUGUGAGAGUUGUUUGGAGGCAGAGGAUGUAAUGAGCUGAUUCAAGGAGUUUUUGUACUUUGAACAUGUGACAUCUCCCUGACGGGAGGUUACUGACCCUACUAACUGAAGUCAAAACAAAAUAAUUGGCUGGCAGAAGGUCUGGCCUGAUCCUCGCCCCAAAGUCCUUAGUGCUGUAGAUCAGAAAGCCUUUAAAACAAGUACAAAUGUCAGACUGCAAUGGCACUAUUCUGAACUGUAGUGUGGCCCAUCCUGAACAAUGGCAGAGUAUUAAAUGAGGGAAGAGUGUGUGUGACGUAAUGGGAGGAAAGGUUAUUUCAGCUGAUUUAAGAACGGAGGAACUCCAUGCUGGGUCAGAUCUCAUGGGUGUAUCUAGCCCGUUAGUCUCUCACAGUGGCAGGGAAUAGAUGUGUAGGGAAGAAGUAUUUAACCAGGGCCUAUCCAGAUCUGUCUCCUACUGCCCCUUUUCCCUUCAGCAUUCAGAGGCCUAGGAGGUCUUAAUUUGGAGGUUGCAUUCCUAUCAUGUUUAAUACCUGCAAAUGGGUCUAUCCUGCAUGAAUCUGUCCAGCCCUAUUUUGAACCUGGUUAUCAGCAUCCACACAAAUUCAGAGAAUCAAAGAUUAUCAUCUCUGGUGUUGUCAGCUUGGUCUGGAGAAACUGGGAGUCGGGGAGUGGUAGAGGUAGCAAAGAUUCUGGUCCAGUUCCAGCAACGUGAGAGAAACUGAAGACCAGAAAAGGGCAGUUCUGAUCAUCUGGUGUUGCCUAGGCCAUAGAGCUACCCCUGGAGUUCUGCAGGGAGCCUAGCAAUUUGUGUUUAACUACUUCAUAUUUUUUUCUAGGCAGCAAUCCUCUCUCAGUAUCAAGCCCCCUGAGCAAUGGAAAGUCCAUGGUACCCUUGGCAACCUGUUCUUUUCGAAGUUAAACUCCAUGCCAAUCUGAGGAAUUCUGCAGUUUUUUAAAGUGUUUAAAGGACUCCACAUCUUACCUGGUCAGUCAUCUCAGUGCUGUUUAUUAAAUGGAUGGUUCUUUU